This is a messenger RNA of Microthlaspi erraticum, 618 nucleotides long. The record is from the annotation of a GenBank genome assembly. NCBI's taxonomy places the organism in Eukaryota, Viridiplantae, Streptophyta, Magnoliopsida, Brassicales, Brassicaceae.
AUGAUGAAGAGCGUCAUAGUCAUCGCAGCUCUCCUAUGCCUCGUCUCUCUCCCAAAUCCAACCUUCGGAUUACACAAACCAUGGCCUAAGCCGUCCGAUCUAGCCAACCACAAUGGCAACUUCGGUGACUCUAAGGUCGGUUGGGCUUGCUCCUCCUCCUCCCCAGACCCCAACGCUCCUCCUUCACCACCUGGCUCGUUCCCUAACAUCCCAAGCAUCCCGGGAAUCCCACAGAUUCCGACCAUACCGAUUCCGGGAAUUCCACAAAUCCCAAUACCAAACUUCCCCGGAAUUCCACAAAUCCCGGGCAUACCACACUUUCCGGGUUUUCCUAAUUUUCCCGGACCGAUUGGUCCGUUCCAGUCUGUUCUGGUGACUCAAUCUGGUGAGUUAGAGAAGUGUUUGACCGGAGAUAAGUCUAAAGUAGAAGAGAAAUGUUUCUCGCAGAUAUUUACGAGUUGGGCAGAGAACGAUUUCGCUUUGGACAAAGAGUGUUGUGAGAUCGUUGUGAACAUGGACAAGAAGUGUCACAAGCAUCUUCACAAGAUCUUUAAGAGCCCUUUCUUUGCUCCUCUACUCCAAUACUCUUGUCACAUCAAGCACGCCAAGAAGAACUAA